Owenia fusiformis is the source of this 7790-nucleotide messenger RNA. The record is from the annotation of a GenBank genome assembly. Lineage: Eukaryota; Metazoa; Annelida; Polychaeta; Sabellida; Oweniidae.
GCAAUAACGGGCAUAACGAGUUAUAUCAACAACAAGGUGAAUGUAAUCGCCAAAAUUAUACAAUGAUGCAGAGCUUUAGUAGAGAUUCUAGCAUUGACAUUGACGUGUAUAGAAUACACAGCGUGUGAUAAUGCAUAUAUAGGACUAUAGUCAUAAUGAUGAUCUUCAAAUCCAACUUCACAUUCUGCAGCACAAGACAAACCGGCCAGUACACUGUUGCAAGCACGCUCGACAAAAUGCCUCUUGACACCGUAGCGAUAAUAAAAACAUAUCGGCAGUCAACCGUCAUCCUACAGCCAUGUGGAGUCACUGUGCAAGAUGUACUCUAUCAUCCUGACAGUUUGUCGUCUACAUAUGAUAGAUCGAUCGUAUACAGCAUUUUCAACCCAGAGAAAAUCGACCUUCAAAGGUAUGUUAUACCUAUACCUCUUUAUCUAAAUGUUGAUGGGGUAAUAGCUAACGAUAACAUCACAAAGAUAGCCAUAUUGACCAGCCAGGUCAAACAACAGGGUGAUGGAAAUAACAAACAAUCUCAACUUUUAGUAUUUGAUCUUAAAAGCACAGUUUCGUUUUCUGCAAAAGUUGCAUUUUACCCAGAAUCUGCUGUAAUGAAAAUGUCAUGGCUGAAUGAUUCAACAAUUGGGGUUGUAACAUCAAAUGCUGUUUUUCAUUAUAAUGUUCUGCCUACAUUUAAACAAGAUCCCGUACAGGAAACGCCGAUUUUAAGCUUUGCUGAGCAGUUUAAUGAAGUGACCAACUACGAAAUAUCAUAUGAUGGAAAGUUUGCCUUACUUGAAGCUCAGUUGGUUGGAAAUACCUGUCCAAGCUUUUAUAUCUGUGAUACAAGUACCAAAUUCAUUCAACAUCUCGAUGGAGUGAAAGGUUGUCAUUUGCAAAGAGUUCUUACAGACCAGACAUGGAUAUCUGCCAUAGUAUACAAACGCGGCAAAUGGAUAUUCUAUUCUCAGAAACUUGAGCCCAGGGAUCAACUUGUAGACAGAACAUUCAAUACAGCCGAACCGCUUGAUGUUUAUUGGCCAGAAGAAACAUGUAUACAAUUUUGUCAUACUAUCCAUGAGAUUUCUACACAAUAUUAUUUGAUAUCACAAGAGCAGAAAGUGAUGGUAAGAUUUAACACUGACUGUCGAAUCAAAGAGUCAAUUCAUAGUUCAUUUACGGACUUUAAAAUCGCACCUAAUGGAGAUAUCACAGCAUUGAACCGUGAGAAAAAUGAUACUACUAUUUACACAAGCGUUGAAAUGAAUCCCAAUCUACAUGCUCCGAAAUGUCCAUUGUGUCGCCAUAUCCCACAUGCUGACUAUAAUUGCGAUGCGAAGUCUCUGGCUAUUCUUGAGAUGUUCUACAGUCACAAUAAUCUCAGUGGCCAUAUAUUAGUGGCUGGAGAUGCAAUACUUCCUAAUUUCGUAUCCAGAGAACUGUUUAUGACCCUAGAUGACAACCGACAUCUUUAUCGUAACGCAAAACAUGUAACAAUCGCUGGGAUAGCUAUUCCUAAACAAGAUCUCCGUCACCAUGAACAUAUGAAAGAAAAUGUUCCGUCAACCACAGGACUCGUUCUAACCCCGAAUACAGAGAGAAACCUGAAGAGCAUUAUACACUCAGUCGUUCUAAACCACCCUGUAAUCAUCGAGGGGAGUACCUCUGGGGGAAAGACAGCAUCAGUCGCAUACUGUGCAAGCAUUACCAACUCACCCCUACUUCGUUUCAAUCUGACCCCACAAUCUUCUAUAUCAGAUUUGCUCGGAACGUUAGAGUUUGCCGACAAUGAUGACCAUGAACAUGAACAAGUUAAAGAAGAAUCCUAUAUGAAACAAGACAGUAGUUCAAGCGGUCCAAAUUUAAAGCUUGUGUUCAGACCAGGAAUGUUGAGUCGUGCAGUAAAAGAAGGAUAUUGGCUAUUACUUGAUGAAGCCAAUAUUGCAGGAGACGGAAUUCUUAGAGUAAUAGAAGAUCUAGCUAAUUCGGGAGUUCUCCAAAUUAGAAGUAACAUGUUAGCUGGACAAACAGAUGCACUCUCUGGGUGCAUCCAAUAUAGACAACAUCCAAACUUCAGACUGUUUCUUACCCAAAAUCCACCAGACGAUAAUGCCUACAGAGGCACAAGAAAUAUAUUCUCAGAGUCACUCCUUAGCCACUUCAAACCUGUAGUAUUCCAAACAAUACCUCUGUAUCCAGAUUGCUAUGAGAUUGUCAAAUCCACAUUAGUUGAGGAUACCAACACUGCGCAUGUUUUAAUUGCAUUGUUCGAAGAGGUGAAUGAAGUGAGAAAACGGUCAGAACAGAACAUAGUCCUGCUGACUAUGAGGGACCUGCUGCACGCAUGUGCAAUCAUAAAACAGUGUUCGCGUUCUGAUGUAUCAGUUGGACUAUUCUAUCUGUUUUCACAGCAUAUGACUGCGGAUCUUAAAAAGAAAGUACAUUUGCUAGUUCAAAGAAUGAUAGGGCCUCUGAAUAAUAUUGUGACUUUAAAAAGAGACAUGUUUCCUCCUACAACAGCAUUGCUUGAGAAGCACACUGAGAUGUUUCAGUUUUUCAACUUGUGUCACCAGACCAAAAGACCAGGGCUACUAGUUGGCGAGAACUACUCUGGAAAACUGACAUCUAUAACAACGUGGGCAGAAAUCAUGAAGAUUGAGACUGAGAUAUAUUACACAAAUGCUGAAACAACAUCCGAAGACCUCAUAGGAAAAAUACAACCUCAGGAGGAAGGAACUUCACCUUUUCUUUGGACGGAUGGGCCAGUUACAAGAGCAAUGAAAAGGGGAAGGUGUUUGGUACUGUGUGGCAUUGAUCAGCCCGAUGAGACUGUGUUGGAGUCAAUGAAUCCCAUUCUUGAAGCGAGAGGCAAUCGACGGAUCGAGAUAGGAAAUAAGCUAAUUGAUGUGCACGAUGACUUCUUUGUCAUAUCUACUUACAACAAAUCAGAUGACAUGUCACUGAAACUAACACCAGCGCUUCUCAGUCGGUAUUUGUGCUUUGAUAUGCCGUCGGGGAUGACAGGCUCGGAUAUAACAUCCCUUGUUCGUGCUGGUAUCACGUCCGAUAACUUCAGAAGAAACGUACAAAUAAAGGUCAUGGCAUAUUGCAAAAGAGGGGAUGCUUCAUUAGGUAAUCUUUGUCGAUUCUUGAGAGCUUCCAAUAAAAUUGUUCAGAAGCUUGACAUGACUGAUACCGUGUCCAUGUGUGGAAUAGUUGACAAACACCUAGACACACUUGUGAAGAUACUUUUUGAGAACAAAGGCAUGGACAUAAAAACAGAUGACAUUGACACAGACUCUGAUGAGUUGAAUCAAAUGAUUGCCUGGUUUGAGAAGAAUAGUUACUGUCUACAGGGAACUUCGCGAAUUGUAUUGGCAUCUCAUCUCUUACAACUUAUGCAGAUGAAUAUCCCUGUGCUGUUACAAGGUGUGGCAGGUGUUGGUAAAACAUCUAUCGUCAAAUGUAUGGCAGAAUAUCUGAAAUACAAAAGGAGUGAAAUAACCGUGUUCAGUUUCAACAAGGAAACAUCCAUAUCUGACCUGAUGGGUUGCUACAUGCCGGCUAAAGGAAGGGUAAUGUUUAAAGAAGGUCCGUUGUGCUUGGCUUUGAAAGAGGGGUGGAUAUUCGUAGCAGAUGAACUGAAUCUUGCUCAACAAGAGGUAGUCGCCUACCUGACACCACUCUUAAACAACCCUAAAAGAUUCCUGAAUUCGGUAAAUGGAAAAAAAUAUGACAUUCAUGACAGAUUCUCCUUUAUUGCUACACAGAACCCUCCUGAAUAUGCUGGACGUAACGUGCUUCCACAAGCAGUCCAGUCGAGGCUCGUGAAACUGGAAAUUCAGGAUUAUUCUAAAGAAGAGAUAAUAAACAUUAUGCUGACGAGAGAAAAAACAACUACUGACAAGCCAAAACUAAAAAAAGAAGAGCUACACAAACGGAUGCAACACGUGGUGCAAGAAGUCAUGAAUGCCGGAAUAUCACCAACACCAACACUUCGGCACUACUUGAAACUAAUGCAACGACUCAUUCAAAGAGGACACAUUUAUCAGAGGAAAUCUAAAUGGAAGGAAUUCAUAGCAUUGCACAUCAACGUAUUGUUCAACUGUCAGUCGGAGCAGAUGAAGGAGAAUGUCCUGAUACCUGUUAUAACUUUUGAAAACCACAAAUGGAAUUUUAAACUUUGCUUCAAAAAGAAGCCAAAGGUCUUCCUAGAAGCUUCAUGGCCAGCAAAAACUACUGCUUUGCUUGAUCCUGUUCUUCCGGGAGAGAACCUACUGAUAUGUAAGGUAGCAAUUGCGCUUAUGUACCACGAACCUAUCGUCAUUGAAGGUCCAACUAGCUUUAAGAGUACCUCUGUCCUACGUUUUGCCAGCAUGGUCGACUUACGUGUGCAUGAAACAAUGUCUGUUAAUUCAGUUUACAUGUCAAGUUUGACUGGAAUAAGCGACCUUGUAGGAUCAAUCGAACCACACUCUGGUCAGUCAUACACAAACCGAUAUGCUUAUCAGAUGGCGCAUUUACUACAAAACGAAUGUUCGACAUUUAUGGUUAAGCAACCAACCAGUAAAGGUGUACAUGAUGUCAUUGACUUCUAUUGCAACUUCGUGGGGUGUGUAAAACGAGAAUACAACAUAAGUCGUGACUGUGACGAGAGUAAGUUGGUCGAAAUACUUAUAGGACUACAGGAUAACGCUCCAGAUAAACUGAUACCCCUUUGCAUAUUUGCAGUGGACAUUUUGGACCAGUUAAAGAAUGAAAUGAAGAAUGGGCAAGGGUUUCCUUUCUGUGAGCGUGGAUUGCUGCAAAAUAUAAGGUUCGGUGGCAUCGCCUUGCUUAAAGAUAUCAACCUUCCAGACCAAGCUGUUGUGGAGUGUCUCAACUCUAUUACGGAACUGGAACCAGUUUUUACCCAUCCAAACUCUGUAAAAAUGCCAGUGGUAGUACAUGAAAAUCUAUAUAUUGUAGCAACAAUCAGUAAACCCAUGUUACGACCAGUAUCUCCUGCUUUGCGAUCAAGAUAUACAUUUAUAUCUGUAGAAGCUCCAGACUAUCGAAGUGCGGAAGUAGACCAGUUCCUCGCAGAUAUUUUGGUACAGAGAGAUAAACUGACCACAGAAGAUGAGAGCAAGAGAGUGAUCCAAAGUUACAAAGAAAACUACUUCACCAGAUAUAGGGACGUGACAGUAAAUGAUCUGAUAAAAUGGACCCAUUUUUGCAACAUCGCCACAUUUGAUGAAAAUCUCGAUGAAAAACUGAAAAUGGGAAACCAGAUAUUAUUCCAUGAUAGGUCAUCAAGCAACGAAAUGGCACUUGAGGGUUCUAAUGACAUGCUAGUACACGAUGAUGAAUCGAGUUGUUGGUACUUAAGAGCAUCGGGCGUUAUAUUGCCAAACGAACCAUCCAGGGUUGAGGAAGAUUUGGUAGUAACAGAUAAUGUUCUGAAUAUAGUGUCAAAGUUGUUGAUAGGGCACUACACAGGUCACGUGAUGAAUCUACUUGGCCCCCCUGGCGUAGGAAAAUCAAAGAUUACAGAAGUGUUUGCGAGGCACGUUUUAAAAAGGCAAUUUAUACGAAUAUCAUGCUCCAGUUGCCUAUCAGCUGACGAUCUAUUUGGAACAUUUACACCAUGUCUUGAUGGAAACAAAAUGAUGUUCCGUUAUGAGGAAGGUGCUCUUGCCAAAGCAAUGGGGAUGAACGAAGGCUGUGUUGUGCUUCUGGAUGAAAUUAACUUGGCACCAUCCGAUGUAUUAAGUACCCUAAUCGGUAUCUUGAAGCAUCCGCGGGAGAAACCAUACAUCAUACAUGGCAAUGAGUACAGCACUGAAAAGGUGCAGUUCAUUUGUGCUAUGAAUCCACCGAGUGUUGGGGGUGGGCGCCAGGACUUACACCCAUCUCUCAUGAAGCAUCUUACCACCGUCAGUCUCCAAUGUCUUACUGAUGACGAAAUCAAAACAAUCAUUCGACAAAGGUACCAUGAAGUAUUCAAAUUGGACACAGAAAAUGUCAUUCAAACUCAUUUUGGACUCAUUACCAAAAUUCAAGCUAGCAACACACACGAUGAGAAAUGCAACGUGUCGUUCAAUCUGAGGGAUAUAGAAAAGGUUAGUGCAAUUUAUGCUUCCAUGACCUCCAAAGUAGCUCCUUCUGAUGAAUAUUCUCCGAUGUUGAUUGUGAAGGCAUUAUGUUUAGUUUAUGCUGAACGAUUCAGCAACAUGAGCAACAAACAGCUUGCAAAAGAGUUUAUUCGUAAGACCUUCAAGAUCCAGGAAGAUGUUAGUCAACACAUUAAAGUGAAGUCUGAAUCGGGUGUGCUUUAUUGGUGCGAAGAAACAAAACAUAAACCACAACAUGCCAAUCAAUUCAAAACAGAGCACACAACUAAAGAGGAGCUGAAAGGCUCGAGUAUUCCCGAUCAUCAUCGACUAACAUAUACUAACGAAUUUGUUCGAAGAUUAGAUCUUGUAAACAUAGCUGUAAAUAGUCAAUGUGCAGUGAUAUUGACUGGACCACCAGUUUCGGGGAAAACUACCAUAGUUCAAGAACUAGCCAGACUGAAAAACAAACGACUUUACACAAUAGCUAUGAAUGCUGACAUGGAGAUCAAUGACCUAAUUGGAGGAUUUGCACCAGUAAAUCCAGAAUAUCUAGAUAAUUCAUUUCGAAGGCAGAUCCAAAAGCUGGCAAAUACAUUAAUUCAAGCAAUACCUGUAAAAUGUGUGCAAUAUGUGAUCGACAGACUAGAAUGUGGUCAUAUAAACGAAGUCGCUAGUACAUUAGUUAAUGACAGCAGAGAAAGUGUUGCAUUAAUCCAACAGAUUCAACACCUUUUGGAUAGAGAAUCCAAUCUCGAAAAAUCUGCAUUUGUAACAGGGUUCAGGUUUAUUCCCGGCCCAAUCAUUGAUGCUAUGCGUGAGGGCAGUUGGAUAUUGUUAGAUAACGUAGAUCUUGCCAGACCAGAAGUGGUAGAGAGAAUCAAUUCUCUUGUAGAAAGGGAUGCAUGCCUUUUCACACUUGAAAUAAAUGGGGAAAGUGAAAAUAAUAUACAGAAGCAUACCCCAAAUGAAGGAUUUUACCUUAUUUGCACUGCCAACUCAACUCGUGAUGGAAGGUUUCCACUCUCAGAGCCAUUUAGGAAUAGAUUUAUAGAAAUAUACAUUGACAAACUUGAAGACACUGCUGAUGCAUCCGAUAUCACUGGCUUAUUGAACGGUAUUGAAGAAAAUGAAUUAUGUAACCCAAGAGCAAUAGAUCUCGGCGACAAAGUCAAAACUGUACACGAGCGGCUACGAUCUUACUAUGAGAACGAAAAUAAAAUAGGUAUCUGUGGAUACAAAUUAAGUUACAGAAACAUUCAACGACUGUUUGAUACGGUAAAUGCGACGGACAUCAUUGCAGAGGGUCUAGAAGAAGCAUACGGAGCUGCUGCAUUGGGGGUUGAAUUAGGAAACGAUCUUCUGGAAAUUGGACAGCCAUUCUGUGAUCAAGACUAUGGUAAAUAUCUGUCUACCAGAGAUCGAGAAGCCAAGCCUUUGAGUACAGCGCCACCUAUUGUAUCUACUCGACUUAGGGGAAGAGAUACAGAAACGCCACCUGAUAUACCUGCUGACCUAAAGUCAAUUCUUUUACAUCUAAAGGAAAGACAUAUUCAUCUGGCACACACAAUUGAUAUUGUUAUAGAAUUUCUCGGAGAUGAUUUGUUAACUGUUUCUCAAACAUCUAUAGCAGAAGUGAAAAAGCUAUUGCAUAAUGUAGAAUCAGGCAUUUUAAUCUGUAUUGCUCUGGCUCAAUAG